AUGGGAAACAACAGAGCGACUAACGAUGAUCUUCUACGGAAAGCACAGUGGGGAAUUUCUAUGCGACUACUACCUGUCAUGGUGAGCCUAUGGGCGCUGAUACUUAUGGGUGUUAUUGGCAACAUUCUUACUAUUGUUUUCUAUGUUAAAAGAUCCAAACGUACAACACCAGUAAUCUUGAUAAUAUGUCUAGCUGUUGCUGACUUAGCAACCUGUGUCACGGCGAUUCCAAUUAUUUCCGAGAUGGCAACAAAUGUUAGAUAUUCUCAAAUUAUCCUUUGUAAACUGGCACAUUUUGCUGGACUAUGGGCUGGUGCUUGUUCAAGUGCCAUAUUAUGGACCAUUUCGAUUGAUAGGUAUAGAAAAGUUUGCCGUCCUCUUGGUAAACAGAUGACAGUAACGACUGUAAAAUAUUUAGUCAUUGGAAUAACAUCAAUUUCGUUAUUGCUUUCUGUUAGGAUGUUAGUAACAUUUGAUGCUGUGAAUGUAAAUAUUACCAUUCCUAACAUGAACGAGACUGUUGUUGGGAGUUUCUGUGCUGCACGCGAAGAACAGGAGUAUAAACUUGUCGGGUUAGUUUUCUAUCUUAUUGAUUUUAUACUGGUAGUAAUGGUUUGGAUGACUGUAGUGGUAACAUAUUCAAAAAUUAUAUAUACCAUAGCCAGAAGAAGAAUUUCAAUGGGUAAUUCAUUCAUUCGUUCACAAAGAGAACAAAGAGUUAAACAAUCAAGAAAAAUAAAAGGAAAAUGUUCUGUAGAGGAAGACGAAAUCACUAAUCAUGGACGUUGUUAUAGCAGAGACAUUAAUAGUUUACAGUUUGAUGAUACGUCAUUAUCUGAAAGUAAUACAGACAAAACCCAUAAAUAUGCUAUAGCCGAAACUAACGGUGAGCAAAGAAAACAACAAGUAAACAACUCAUCCAGCCAAAUGAAGAAAUUAACCUUUGCAUUUGCGAGUGCCAAGAAACCAUCAGAAUUGAAUCUGACCCUUAUGAUGUUUGCAGUGUCGAUGAUUUUUAUUCUUUGUUUAACUCCUUACUUUGUAAUAAGAAUUUUCAUAAGAAUCGUUCUUGUCACCGGAAAUGAGUAUGAUUUUAGUGCUGGAAUUCAGUUUGCUUUAAAACUACCGUAUUUAAACAGCGCUUUCAACCCCGUCAUUUACUGCAUUUUCAAUCCAAAAUUUAGGCGUUACAUAAAAGUGUGGUUUGGUAAAUGCUCCUUUGGUAAGAAGUAUGUGAAUGCAACAGAAUUAUAG
Mercenaria mercenaria is the source of this 1254-nucleotide messenger RNA. Its product is annotated as cholecystokinin receptor type A-like. Gene Ontology annotation, biological process: neuropeptide signaling pathway. NCBI's taxonomy places the organism in Eukaryota, Metazoa, Mollusca, Bivalvia, Venerida, Veneridae. The record is from RefSeq and is a predicted model, not a curated record. Gene Ontology annotation, cellular component: membrane. The coding region runs from base 1 to 1254 and encodes 417 amino acids. Gene Ontology annotation, molecular function: neuropeptide receptor activity. The transcript has a single exon.